Molecule: messenger RNA, 1436 nt
Organism: Engraulis encrasicolus (European anchovy)
Lineage: Eukaryota; Metazoa; Chordata; Actinopteri; Clupeiformes; Engraulidae
Exons: 5
Coding region: 185-796 (203 amino acids)
Biological process (GO): positive regulation of T cell proliferation; cellular response to lipopolysaccharide; negative regulation of T cell proliferation
Cellular component (GO): external side of plasma membrane
Source: RefSeq, a predicted model, not a curated record
ACUGUGAAGGCUUCAGAUGUAGGGCAUCAAGGAAGGGCAGCAGUACGUUUGUUAAUAUAGACCGACAAAUAUGUCCAUUAUGGUGCAUGCCUUGAUCAGCCUACAGGAAAAGUUUAAGCCAUUCUAAAAUAUCGAACGGAUUGGUUUAUCGGAUAAUUUCGAGGUUUAAUCACUUCUUCACGGAAUGAAGACGCUCACGGGAAUAUGGUUAUGGAUUAUACUCCUCAUGGCGUACUGUUAUCGAGAAUGUUCAAGCACCAGCAUUCCACCGACUAAUAUCACAGCUUCUGAGUAUGAAGAUGUCCUAUUACGUUGCGACUGUGAAGAUAAAGAGAAAGUGGUCUGGCAGACUUCGACGAAGUCAACAAACACUCAUGAUGAAUACGUUUAUUACAAUAAGUCGGAUCCACACAGCCAGCAAGCUUCACAUUUCUUCGACAACAGAGUUAACUUUUUCCUUGGCGAGGAAAGAGGGAACUGCUCCUUGCAACUAUUAAAUGUUACUGCCGCAGACGAGGGUGUCUAUGAUUGCUAUGGAUUGCCACGUCCUUUCAUCAUUAGGAAGGUCAUCCUCACAGUCACAGUGGUCCCAGUGGUUGUAAACAACCCACAGGUUGACCCAAGUUCACCUCCAACGACAAGUUCAGACCAAACCAUCAGCAUUGCCGUCGGUUUAUCUGUCAUCCUGGCACUUAUAGCGGUCUUCUCCAUGCUUCUGGUUUUUCGGUGUCAUCGGCAGAGACAGCGCCGACAACGAGAACCCGCGUCAACGGAGGAGGAGAUGCAACUCCGAUGAGCCUUAGCAAUAAUACAAGGAGACAAACAAUGCAGUACUAUAUGGAAGAGAAAGUGGGCAUUUUGGAUUUUACUGUAAAUGCAUUCUGUAUGAUUUUUUUCGUCUACACAUUACAUACAUGUUGCAAGCGUCCCCAGAGAACUGAUUGCAAAUAUAAACUGAUUAGCGUGACGGGUGGCAACCCAUGCCUUCCUACGUGUGCAAUGAGCCGAACUUGUUUGAGAAAAGCAUACAGCCUUUCUGUAACAGCACCUUUUUUAUUAGUUAAGGAUUGUGUAUGUAAAUACUGUGUAAAUAAUUGAAUAUUGGCUGGUUGUUUAGCACUGUACGCUUUAAAAAGCUUCUCUCUUAACCUUCUCAAUGUACUUUCGUGCAUACAAAAGCGGAGUGCAUCGAUGUGUCUUAGUGGAAACCAUGCAUUUUUUUAUGCUGUCCAAUGCAAGUAGCUGAAGAAGGGAGGGUAUUUGAGGUUGAGAUUGUUAAUGUGUUCAAGACCAAAAAUGUGAAUUGUGAGUCAUAUGAUUGUUUUACAGUGAGAUUGUGUGUUUUAUUUAUCGUGCAACAAAAUACUUUUUUUAUUGCUUCUUAGUUCUAAGAUAAACAAGUAUAGUGCAAAAUAAAAGUAAAUAUUGCUGUGGCA